This is a messenger RNA of Effrenium voratum, 957 nucleotides long. The record is from the annotation of a GenBank genome assembly. Lineage: Eukaryota; Dinophyceae; Suessiales; Symbiodiniaceae.
AUGCACUUUGAGCUGGAGGAGGUGGAGCGCUUCACCGCUGCGCUGAGCGAGUUCCCUUUGCCGGAGAGCCUCGAGGACAUGCAGCGCCUGGAACGCUUCCAGAUGGCUAUCCUGAGCUGUGUGGAGAGCCUUUACAGGGACAGGGAGAAGCCCUAUCUUGGCCAGGUGUUGAAGCGCCUGCGGGCCACGAAGCUUUGGCUGCCGUCGGAGCUGCGCGCUCUACCUGCGGUCUGCGCCCAAGAGGGCCGCUACUACCUGGUGCCGCCUUUCGGGGGCCUGGCACCCUGCCUACUACUGCGCUGUGCGCCCCCAGGCUACACGGAGUGGUACGGCAACAUGCCGCUGGAGGCCCCUGCGGUGUCGAAGGAGGAGGAAUCCGCCAGGAACCUGCGCGCCGGCAUGGGCGAUGCUCGCUGCGCCCAGCUGCGGGAGGUGGUGGAGGAUCUCUACGCGGAUCGCAUCGAGCCGAGCCUCCCGGAGGUGCAGGAGCGCCUGCGCCUGCGCGGCUGGAGCUUUGCGGAGGCCCAGCAGGCGGUGCUGCUCUAUGCCUGUCAGAAGGAGACCUAUCGGAUCUGCAAGCCAACCGCCAGCAAGCCGGUGGUGGUCUUCUUGCAAGAGACGCCUCCGGGCUUCGAGGGCUGGGCCGAUGGGAUCGGCCUGCUGCCGGAGGCGUCUCCAGACAUGGAGCUGGGCUUGAAGUCUGUGCUGGCGGCAGGCCUUGCCCCACGACUCUCGGGCGGUGUGGCCGGUGCAGCCGCAGCGCUGCAAAGUCAUUGCCGCCGGAGUUUGGGCGAGCUGCGGGCACUAGUGCGGGUCUUUCUGAAGAAAGGGCUCCUGUGCUACAGCGGGGAUGAGCUGUUGCCCACUGAACAGCUCAAAGCAGAACUGAACUGGCUGCAGGAGCGGCUUUCUGAGCUUAUCGUUGUUGGCGCUCACGAAGUACGCCUGGGCAUGUAA